UGGUUUGUGCCAUUUGUCAUGCUUUUUGUUUGCUUUUUUCCCUUUUAUUAACCGUGACUCUUGAACUAGAACUCCUUGUCAACUGGUAGCUCACCCCCCUCUUCUCUCUGUGCGUUUCUGGCUUUCUUUAUCUAUCUUUCUGUGCUUGUGACAAUGGAAGGUGGACUCCCGAUGCUUAACUGUCUCUUACAGCACACGCUGAGGAGCCUGUGUUCAUGUACAGAUUCUUCUAAUCCUUCCAAAUGGGUGUAUGCAGUCUUUUGGAGGAUACUGCCUAGGAAUUACCCUCCACCAAAGUGGGAUUAUGGAGGCACUGCUCUUGAUCGUUCCAAAGGAAACAAAAGAAACUGGAUCCUAGUUUGGGAGGAUGGAUUUUGCGAUGUCUAUGAAUGUGAGAGGGCAGGAACUGGGUACAUGAAGGGAAGAUUUGGAACAGAUGUCUUCUUCAAAAUGUCUCAUGAAGUUUAUAACUACGGGGAAGGAUUAGUGGGGAAAGUUGCAGCAGAUAACAGUCACAAAUGGGUGUUCAAAGAAAACCCAAAUGAGAGUGAUCCGAACUUAAUCUCCUCAUGGAAUAUGUCAAUUGAACCUCAGCCAAGAGCAUGGGAAUUUCAAUUCAAUUCAGGCAUUCAGACAAUUGCCAUCAUUUCAGUCAGGGAAGGUGUCAUUCAAUUGGGUUCUUUUGAUAAGAUUGUGGAAGACCUUAAUUUGGUAAUCAGUAUACAGAGGAAAUUCAGCUAUCUCCAGAGCAUACCAGGAAUCUUUGCAAUACAAAGACCAUACCUGCCAAUUCAGCAUCCAUACAUUACCAAACCCAACACCCAUACGAUCGAAAACCAAGAAAUAGCCUUCUCAGUUGAUGACAAACGCCAAAUAACAGGAGUUAAGAGAUUGUUUCAUGAAAGUUUAGAUGAUUUUCCAAUAAAGGCAAUCAACAUGGGCUGGAACAGUCCCCAAAAUGGAAUCCCAGGACCCCCCAUUUGGUCAAUACCACCUCUUCUGCCCACCAUGUCUUGCAGUCUCGGAGCUUUGUUAUCAAAGUUACCUUCUGCGACCCCUUCCUAUAGUAACAUAGAAGCUCUUGGCACAUCUCUUCUUAACAACAACAACAAUAAUCGUACUAGUAUAAGCCAGAGAGUCAGGGUUGAUGAUCUUGGAGUAACAAGAGAAGGCCAGCUAGUCUCCUCUGGCCAUUUAGAUGCUGCUCGAGAAGAAAAACCAACUUCCAUAAAGCCUAGUUUAAACUUACCGGACAAGGUGGUCGGUUUUGGACAUGUCAGAGAGGGAGAAAGUGCCUUGAGUCUCAACUGAUCAGGAGAACCAAAUUGCACUUAUCAUUGUAUUUCAUUGUCUUACGCACAAACGUGGCGUUGUUGAUAAAUUAAUAUUAGUGCAUAAUAAAACUCUCUUGAUUGUAUCCUAA
This is a messenger RNA of Populus trichocarpa (black cottonwood), 1423 nucleotides long. RefSeq lists its product as uncharacterized. The coding region runs from base 154 to 1311 and encodes 385 amino acids. The transcript is spliced from 7 exons. The record is from RefSeq and is a predicted model, not a curated record. Lineage: Eukaryota; Viridiplantae; Streptophyta; Magnoliopsida; Malpighiales; Salicaceae.